UCUACAGGUUGGGUUGGGUUGGAGGGAAGGAGGGGGUAAAAAUACAUGUGUGGCGGUUGUUUGACGGCGACACUCCCCCUGGUCGACAGGAGACAGACGUCACGCUGCCAGCGGAGGAGUGUAAAAAAAUAAAAUAAAAUACACGAAUAGAAUUGAGGAAAAGAAGAAUAUUGGCCGGGGGCAAAGCCAGCAACACGGCGUCUUGUUCCUCUCUGCUCUUCCCCCGGUGCGGAGCCACACACCGGAGCGCCUUUUUUUGUUGUUUUUUUUGGGGAGUGGGAGGUUCCACUCGGACAUAAUUUCGCUGGGAUUGGCGAGACUGUGUUUGUGGGUUCCUUGGUUUUCCGAGCAGACAUGGAGAGAUAACUGUACUGUAUCCAAGUCUAGCGGAUCGCAGUGAAAGUCCGCCAUAUUCUGCUUUACCACGCCCGGGAGUGGAGCCAUUGGAAAAUAAACGGACAGCCUCGCUCAUGUGUCUUUCUCGCCAACGCAGCCUGUUACUUGGAGGCGGGGGGGACCGAGGUAUUUCACUGAUUUAAAACAAUAUUAGCUUUGAGGACUUUUGCCCGGGGCAUGGAUGACAAUGUCUAACCAGAUCAGGGCACAGUACAGUACGGAGGAUGUGUUUUAAAAGGAUCUGUUGAUCAUACAGAGACGGAAAAGCAGAUUAUACAAAUUACCAGAGCAAAGAUAUUCACCUGAACCCACUUUCUACUCCGUUUGAAGCUUUCAAGAGGCCCAGAAAGCGAACCGAAAUACAGGGAAGAGGGUGUGAGGGGUUGGGGACUCCAAUAAUUCCUCUUAAAUAUCUUAUUUUCCGUCUCAGCCCCAGUCUGAACACCCUGACCCACUACAGCGGCUGCUUAUCACCUAAAGCCGGCCUGUAUGAGGACGUUAUUUGACAUUCUCAGGCCUUUUGUUCUCCCUCCCCGACAAAUGCGAAAUCUGGAUGACUGAAUAAACAGGGGCGAACGAGCGGAGUAUAGUGCGUGUUUGAAAAAGGGAAAAGGACCGAGAAUGACCCUGGAAUCCAUAAUGGCGUGUUGCCUCAGCGAGGAAGCGAAAGAAGCCAGGCGGAUCAACGACGAGAUCGAAAGGCAGCUGCGCCGGGAUAAGAGGGACGCCCGCCGGGAGCUGAAACUGUUGCUUCUCGGAACUGGUGAGAGUGGGAAGAGCACAUUCAUCAAACAGAUGAGGAUUAUCCACGGUGCCGGUUACUCCGAUGAGGACAAACGGGGUUUCACUAAACUCGUCUAUCAGAACAUCUUCACUUCCAUGCAAGCCAUGAUCCGAGCCGCAGAGACGCUGAACAUCCCCUACAAAUACGAGCACAACAAGGCUAAUACCUACAUUGUUAAGGAAGUGGACGUAGAGAAGGUCACCGUGUUUCAGAACCCUUACGUAGAUGCCAUCAAGAGCUUGUGGAAUGACCCUGGCAUCCAAGAGUGUUAUGAUCGAAGGAGGGAGUACCAGCUCUCAGACUCUACUAAAUAUUACCUGAACGCACUGGACCGGAUCGCCAAGCCGUCCUUUCUUCCCACCCAGCAGGAUGUGUUGAGGGUUCGAGUCCCGACCACAGGCAUUAUUGAAUAUCCAUUCGAUCUCCAGAGCGUCAUAUUCAGGAUGGUGGAUGUUGGGGGUCAGAGGUCGGAGAGGAGGAAGUGGAUUCACUGCUUUGAGAACGUCACAUCAAUCAUGUUCCUGGUUGCCCUCAGCGAGUACGACCAAGUUCUGGUGGAGUCGGAAAAUGAGAACCGGAUGGAGGAGAGUAAAGCUUUGUUUAGAACAAUAACCACAUACCCCUGGUUCCAAAACUCCUCUGUCAUCCUAUUCCUGAACAAGAAAGACCUACUUGAGGAGAAGAUCAUGUACUCCCAUCUGGUUGACUACUUCCCAGAGUACGAUGGUCCUCAGAGGGACGCCCAAGCAGCUCGAGAGUUCAUCCUCAAGAUGUUUGUGGACCUGAAUCCAGACAGCGAUAAGAUCAUCUACUCUCACUUCACCUGCGCCACCGACACGGAGAACAUCCGCUUCGUCUUUGCAGCCGUCAAAGACACAAUCCUACAGCUCAACCUGAAGGAGUACAACCUGGUGUAGAGUGCUGCCCCUCCCGACACACUGACUGACUCGAUCUGUGAAAAGAUAGCUUUCACACACUCAAAUACAAAAUGAUCUAAAGAAAAUAAAAUCUAAUGGUUGCUUAAUACUAAUUUAUUUGCCCUUUGUUGGCUUUUUGGCACAAGAGGAGCGAGGCCCUUAGAUGUUAUCUUACUAUUUAAAGAGUUGAUGGGGAGCUGGGAAGAGGCUCCCGUCACACCUGCCUUUUUAGAAAGCAGAAGAAAAAAGUGUUUUUUUGUGACCCUUCUCAUGUACUUAUCACUCUUUCUGACUGUUCAUCAUGAACGUCAGCUUAACAGGAAGUGAUGUAACAGCUCUCUAAUUGACACCCUCUUUUUUUUUUUUUUCUUUAAUGCACCUGUUGGCACGUCUCUUAUAAUGUAGGCAAAAACUGUGAUUUUUAAAUUAUUUCAGAUUAAUUUGAUACCGAUUGACUUUAAUCAUUAUUGUUGUAAUAUUACAUUGCUUUGGUACCAUUUACUGAGUGGAGCAUUUAUGAAUGUGGAGGCACAUCUACAGCAUGUUCUGACACAAACAUGAAGGUCAGGACGAAAGGAAGAAAUUGUCUGAAUGAUGCUGAGCGCCGAGGCGUGGAGAUUCCUUCCACGGGCGGCUGGGAGGGCAGGAGCUCAUGAUUUCAGAAACAUUUAGAAGCGUUUGUUAAACCGUGCCACAUCAAAGCCUUUUUUUUAAUCUGUUGAUAUUAAACUUCUUAUCAAUGCCAAAACAACUCAAGCACAUAAAAUGUGUUAUGGAAAGAGAAAAGCAGGGCUGUUGGUGCAGAAGGACUGACAUGUUUGAUCAACCAUCUGAAUCCAUCCCCCCCAAACACACACACACACACACACACACCAUUCACCCUGUGAACAAUCCAGUCCAAUCACAGUUUAGCUGUAUCCUUGUGUCCAAUCACAGCCCGGCUGUCCUGACUGUUGUAGCUGAAGUAGAAGUGGAGAAUACAUUUUGUUAGUUGCAACAUCAAGAGGUAAACAAAAGGGCAGAGUGUUGAUGUGCAGUUUGUACCAAAGUAAAGCCCUUAUUGUUUAUAAUUGACACCUCUUUACAUGCAAUUCCCAAUUUACUUUGGAGUAUUUUUUUAUUAUUUCCCCACCACAGAGGUCUGUCAUUUACAUUUCUUGAGGCAUAGUGCAAUUAUGAAUGCUAUAAUUGUUGUACAUACAUCUCUCUUGGCUUUGUAAUCAUGACUUUUUUGGGCAGAUUGAAUGUGUGGUAUUGAAAAUAUGUAUUUGUGUAAUUGUGUUGUAUGUCUAAUGGCUAUUUCAUUUUUGUAAGAGGAAAACGUUAUUUACAUGUUCUAUUUUUGUUUCCUUUCAUUUGUCAGGAUGAGAAUGUACAUUUUUGUAAUGUCAUGUUUAUUUUUCAUUAAGAUAGCAUUGCUUAGCUUCAGAAUGAGGAACAUUAGUAUCGGAUCAGUGCUAAUCGAAGCCGUUUCCUUAAAUCUACCAUUCUAUCUUCCUCUUUUUUUGAGAAACGGCUACUUGAAUCAAAUCUUCACGGCUAGUUCUAACAUUCGAGCUCUUUGCAGGCUUCAGAGCAGAGUGCUUUUAUCUCCGUGCAUAGCUCUCUGAUUCUUACUCAUAAUAUUACAGUCUUUUAAUUAGGUAUUAAUAAGCUUUGGAGCCUACCCUGCACAUGUGGUCCUGAAAACACUCCUUGCCCCUUCAUGUUUAUAGGCAACAUGUUUUGUAGCAUCAGUACAGUGGAACCAAGCUGAGAACGCAGGUGGAAGAGCUGUUGAGUUUAAGCAUUUUUGAAGAUGAUUAAAAAAAUGUUCGGGAACCUUGCUACAUACUGACACAAAGUUCGUGUUGAAAUCAAUUAACUGAUGUACAGAAACCAAACCUUACGUAGAAUGAAGCAUUUAUUGGUGCUUUUUCAACUUUUUUUUUUACUUUUUCCAUCUCGAUUGCCAAAGUUUCAUUAGAAUGUACAGUAUUAUUUCUGAUUUACUUUUUAUUUAUACAAUGACACAAAAGAAAACACAGUUCACGUGUACAUAUUGCCUUAUAUUAAGCUGUGCCUCAGAGGUCCCUAAAGAAGGCACAUGUUUUGUUUUUUCAACUGAGAAGUGAAGCUAAUGGAGCCAAUAAUGUCCCGUUGUAACUUUCGUUUUGGCUUGGUGGGUUUUCUGUUUCUUUUUGUUGUUCCAUGCUGUGAGAAGCCCUGGGAACAGCACUGAUGUGUAGCUCAUGUGACCCAACAGCAGGACAUUAUAAACACAUCAUGAACAAACUGAAAUCACACUCACUGUUCAUUUCUGUUGUCGCAUCCAAUUCAUGUCUUAAAUGUUUCCACCGCAGUGCAUUAUGACGCAUUGAACUGCCUGGCACUGUUGAAAACUGCAUGGAGGCUGUCAGGAUGAGAUACGUUGUUUUAUGGCCAUAUUUGGCUUUAUUUUGACAUUUAGUUGCCACUUCAGCAGGUAAAAAGCAUCUUUCUUUUGCAAAGUUUUGGUUGUUUCACAUGUGGUGGAAAAACAACACUUAAAAGUUAAUUUCCAGCCCCCAUAUAGUGUCCAGCACCCAUCUAUUGGUAUUCCUGGCACAGAUUGAUAGAAAGCUUUAAAAUAAAUAGAUGUUUUGUUGCAGAAGCUUAACCUCACACUGAAAACGUUGCUGCAGUUUUGUUUUUUUCCAAUUCCUUUACCAUCUUUCUCACUGUGCAUAGUGAGAGAGGUAAAGUAGUCCCACCUUGGUUGUCACAGUUCUGUUAAAUGUUUUAUAUUGCUCUCACCACAGAUAUGAACAGGUUUAGGCCAAUAUUCCCUUAUGCUGUUUUAUUAAAAUUAACACAUAUCUGCCACACUUGAAUGUAGGGGUGCACCAAUUGCAGUUUUUUGGCUGAUCACUGAUAUUCAAAAAGCCAACAAUUAUUUUUAUAACUGACACUGUCAGGUGUUAUAAGGUCACAAUACAGCUUUAAUGUUCCAAUCUUAUUUUAUUGAAAAACCUUAAACAAUACCUGUGAAACAAUAAUGUUUUAACUUCACAUGGGGGUAGAGAUCUCAAAUAUAAGUGAAAAGUUUAGAGCAUUGCUGUCCAAAUUACUAAAUUAACUAAACUGACAAAUCAGUUCCUUUAAUCUUUAAUUUUUUACAUUUUCAGACCUGUUUUAGAUAAGAUCAGUUUCACAUGCGAGUAUCGGCCGAUUGCUGACCACCCAUAAUUUAAGAAAUCAGGGCCACCCAUCGAUCAGUGCAGCUCUAUUUGAUGGGUCAGUUUGCUUGUCUUUCCCAUUUUGAAGAGGGGCUACGAGAAUUGACCUCUGAGUCAUGUCAUAUUUAUACCCCAGAUCAAUGAAUAAUUCAACGUUCCUGGAGGGUCUCGAGAAUUAAAAAAAAUACAGUAUUUUGACAAUUUAUCUUUGUUGAUGACAUCCAAGUAUUUAAGGUGGAAGUCCUCCCUACCAUCACCCUCAUCUUUAGCUCACUCCACAGAUUCUCAGAUCAGACUCAAGACUAAUCUGAGGAAGAUUCUGGCUGCGCCAUUUCAAAUCUUAAAUAUUACUUCCAGCCAGAAAAAACAAGUUGGUCAAAUUAAAAGAACACUUUAAAGCUAAAUAUGGCAGGGGUAUGAAUCCUUUCAGGCUUAAUUUUAUGUAUGCAUUUCUUUCCUUUUCUGCAUAAAUGUACACAAAUUAAAGGUUGUAUUUUUUAAAGGUUUUCAGUGUGAGGUCAUGCUAGUGCAAAGAAAGGCUUUUUACUCAUCUUCACCUGGGGUCCCAGUAAAUGUCAGGUGUUGCAGGUGGAGUAUCUGCAGUGACUGGUGAUCAACAGCAGGGCCUAGAGCUACAGACUGUACACACAUGUAAAUGUGAGGCGGGGUGCUUUGAAGCUGGCCUCUAGUUUCAACUUGUCAGUGCUGCUGAUCCCUUGUAAAAAAAAAAAAAACAGGAACUUGUGUCGCUGCUCUUAUAAACUGAGUCUCUUACUUAAAGGGAAAAUUUGUCCGAAUGCUGGAUCCGAGCAGAGACGGCACUGCAAUCUUACCUGUGCCCCAACGGAUCACAAAGAUGACCUGGUGUGUCAGUACAUCUCUACUGUCUUAGUUCUGUUCAUGUAUCACAUUAUUAUAAAGUAUAUUGCAACAAAACUGAAUUGUUCUUGUAAAAAAGGUGAAGUGUGAUUGAAGUAUCUCAUUAAUAUGAGCGCUCUCUUCAUGUUCAUGUCAUUCUGAGCAAGUUUUCUAUUUGUAUUGAUUUGUUUUCCCCUUUGAGCAAGCAGCUGAUGCAGACUUAACAUCUUUGGCAACCUCUGCUGCUCAGAUUUCCUGCAGUAUGUUUCAGAGCAGGUCUAUGUGUUGAAAACUGUUGUUUGACUCAACAGAUGUUCCCAUAAACUGCUUUUAAACUCCA
Messenger RNA from Girardinichthys multiradiatus, 6492 nucleotides. Its product is annotated as guanine nucleotide-binding protein G(q) subunit alpha. The transcript has 7 exons. Gene Ontology annotation, molecular function: GTPase activity; G protein-coupled receptor binding; G-protein beta/gamma-subunit complex binding. Gene Ontology annotation, biological process: action potential; phospholipase C-activating dopamine receptor signaling pathway; adenylate cyclase-modulating G protein-coupled receptor signaling pathway. Gene Ontology annotation, cellular component: heterotrimeric G-protein complex. The record is from RefSeq and is a predicted model, not a curated record. The coding region runs from base 1018 to 2097 and encodes 359 amino acids. NCBI's taxonomy places the organism in Eukaryota, Metazoa, Chordata, Actinopteri, Cyprinodontiformes, Goodeidae.